Molecule: messenger RNA, 5620 nt
Organism: Pocillopora meandrina
Lineage: Eukaryota; Metazoa; Cnidaria; Anthozoa; Scleractinia; Pocilloporidae
Source: the annotation of a GenBank genome assembly
AUGAACGCCGAGUCAUCGAAAAAGCGGAAUCACAGUCCUAUGGAGAGAGCAAACAUAUUUUCUCUGUUAUUUUUCUGGUGGAUGAAUGACACCUUGAAACUCGGCAACCAACGCCCCUUGCAAGACGAAGAUCUGCUUUCCCUUCAAGAAGAAUUCAAAACAGAAGCACUUGUUGACAAGCUUGAAGCAGAAUGGCUUCAAGAAUCAGCCAUCUGCACUCGCAAAAAUAAACAACCUCGUCUAUGGAGGGUCGCGUUUAAUAUGUUCUCCUUCAAGAAAUACCUGAUGUUGGUGGCUGUCAAACUAACGCACUCUUUAUCCAGUAUCCUAACUCCCAUAAUGGUUUGGCUUUUCCUCUCCAGUUUAUCAGAAAAUGCGGAUGUGAAUAAAAGUUCUUCUAUACUUCAUGUUGUUGCCAUCUCGUUUCUUACAGUUGUCAAGGGAAUGACGCAUCACCAUUCAUUUUUCUUAGCUGGAAUAUCCGCUCUGCAGCUGAAGGUUUCUGCUAUCGGAUUAAUCUACAAGAAGGUAUGAAUUUCAAUUUAAUCUGAGGAAAAUUUUUAGAGGAUUAUAACAAAAGCUCUCACAAUCUCUAUGGUUCAAAGUGUCCCACUCAUGACACGAACAAAAGGUCAAUAGAAACCGUCUGUCAGACUUAUAAUAAAUGUCUUUGACCGCUCUGCUUAUAGCAGAAAACCCAGAGAGACGAGCCAAGACGUCCACACUUUCCAUUUCCGACUUUAGUCACUGUAGCAUUACCGCACUUACAGCAUAUAUUUUAGUACUUAUCAUAGCGUUUUCUUAUCCUGUUGCAAAGAGGAGUUAGCAUAACAAAACUUGGAAAUGUUUCAUUUAAAAAAGGGGAAACACCCAUUACUUUUUACUUACCUCUUACAGAUUCUUAGGUCAAAUCGACGUUCUUUGAAUGAAAUCGCAUCUGGUCAAACGAUCAACUUGGUCUCAAAUGAUGCCAAUCGAUUACUGGACGCUGUUUGGAGCAUGCUGUUUUUCGUGUUUGCCCCGAUAGAAAUUCUAUCAUCUGGGAUACUUCUUUGGUUUUUAAUUGGAUGGCAGGCCCUCGUGGGAGCAGGCUUUUUCUUGAUAGUGAUUAUAUACAUAUCUGUGCUUUCCAAGAAAGCGGGCCGUCUAAGAGAAAAUGCUGCAUCCGUGACGGAUAGACGUCUUGAGAUUUUGAACGAGGUCAUAACCGGUAUUCGUUCAAUUAAAAUUCACGCUUGGGAAUGGAACUUCAGAGAUCUAAUUAGGGACUUGAGAAUGUAAGUAUAAGUAUUUUUCAAAGCGAACAAUCGUCAAAAAUAGGAAACAGUCAGUAACAACAACUUCUUCUUCUGCCAUAACCAAAGUAAUUCAGCCCGUCGUACAGUGCAACUAACAACAGUUUUUCCUCUCUUCUCACUUCUUAAUCAUGCGCUAAUUUUACGCUUUAAUCAGUUAUAAAACGAUUUUGAGCGGGGAAAGAUAAAUUGGCUUUCUUUUUACUUUUGUCCACCACAAUAGACUUAGGACUCUUACGGCAGAUCUUGAUAGUACUUAUAGCCUCAGUAUUUCUCAUAGAAAAAAAUAAUAAUUUCAAAUAUUCUCCAUUUUUUUUCAGAAAGGAGAUCGGUAUUAUUCGUUGGAGAGGCGCCAUUCUUUCAAGUUUUGAUUCCUUGUACUUUACCAAUACCCUUAUUGCUGCGUUCAUCUCCAUCACAACACUACUUCUUACCAACAACCAUCUGACAGCCUUUCAAAUUUUCACGUUGAUGUCAACUUUGAAUGUUAUAAAAUUCUCUGUUUCUGUUUCGAUGGGGGAAACACUUCAUUUGUUAGCUGACGCUAAAGUGUCUUUUGACAGGAUACAGAAAUUCCUAGAAGUAAAUUCCUUUCCUGGCCUUGGUGAGGAUGACAUCAAAUUGAAGUUAAAUGGCAGUCCUACGUUUGAUCGUAAACACUUUGAGGCAGUUAAUGUCCCUUUUGAUAAGUUCACAAGCUUAUUCACUAUUCCCGAGAAAGAGCAUAUUGAAAAAGCAUACUUAAAAAGAUCUCAAACAGAAUCCUGGAUCUCGUUAAAAAACAUCUCUUGCAGCUGGAAUCAGGAAGAUAAAUCAGAUACAUUGCAUAAUGUCUCGGUCAAUAUUUUCAAAAAUCAAUUCAUCACCAUCACAGGUCCAGUAGGUUGUGGGAAAUCUUCUCUCCUGCAAGCAAUACUGGGUGAACUGCCUUGCAAAAGUGGCGAGAUUCGGCAUUCUGGAAGCAUCGCAUACGUACCUCAACUUCCGUGUCUUUUCUCGGGGACGAUACAAGAUAACAUUACAUUUGGCAAACCCCUUGAUGAGAUAAGAUAUCGAGAAAUUAUUGAAGCGUGCAGUUUGCACGAGGACCUCCAACAGUUCUCUAAAGGUGACUUGACACACAUUGGGCAACGCGGAGUAAGUCUUAGUGGAGGACAGAGCUCGCGUAUUUGUUUGGCCCGUGCGUUGUAUGCGGACAGAAACAUCUACUUGCUUGAUGAUCCUCUUAGUGCCGUUGAUGCCCAAGUGGGAAAGCACCUUUUCAGAAAGUGCGUUCGUGGCUUGCUCUCUGAAAAAAUCUGUGUUUUGGUGACCCACCAACAUCAGUUUUUGGAAAGUAAUGAUGAAAUCAUUGUCAUGGGACGAGGAAGCAUUGAGUGCCAAGGAAAGUAUUAUGACCUGCUAUAUAACAAAAUGUUGUCCAAGAAUACAUUUGCUGGGAAAAGAUAUCAGAGAAAAGAGUCUUUAAAAAGUUCAGUUCCUCUGCGCAGGCGUCGAACAGAAACGUCACUUGGUCUCCCUACUAUGGAAGAGGUUAAAGAUGAUUUAAACGAGGAGGGAGAGGACAGAAUGAUAGGAAAAGUAUCGUGGACUCUUUAUUGGAAAUAUUUCCGAUCUGCUCUUCCAGCCGCGCUGCUGAUGUGUCUCUUCGUUCUUGUAUUGUUUGUUCAAGGUAAUGCUUAUACAGUUUUUUGCGCUUGUGUUUUAUACUUAGCCGUAUUAGGUCAAUUUAUUGCCAGAAAUUCGGGAUAUGUUUCUAUUCAAUGGGACAAGUUUUUUUAAUGGUUUGAGGAAAAGCUGGCAAUUUUUCGAUGGAGAUAUUUAGCCUCUCAUUUCUGUUAAGUGUUUGUUUAUAGAUACUGUAUUUCAAUCGUUUGUAUGCUUGCUUGCUUACGUACGCACGACUGCCUGGCCGGUUGGCCGGUCGGUCCGCUGCUUGACUGAUUUUUAGAUGAAUCAGUUCAUGAACCUUUCUAUUGCAGUUGUUUUGAUAUCUCCAUACUGGUGGUUGUCCCGAAUUGCCAAUAUGUCUGAUGCGGACCAGCAAAGAGACCUCGCUACACUUGGCAUUUACGGAUCAUUAGUAAUCGGCGCCCUGAUUUUGUCCACCAUGAUUUAUUUUUUAUUCCUCUCAACCCUUUUGCGAGCAUCAGAGAAGCUUCAUGACAAGAUGUUCACAGCAAUCAUUAAGGCUCCAGUUGUUUUUUUCGACACUAACCCAGUUGGGCGCAUCCUCAACCGCUUCUCUAAGGACGUUGGUUGCAUGGACGACACACUGCCCCCACAGUUCCUUCUGGCAGUCCAGCUGUGCUUGUUUUCCUUGGGUGCCAUUUUACUACCUGCAGCAACUAAUUACUGGUUGGUUAUUGGCAUUGCCCCCUUGGUAUUACUCUUCUUUUACUACGCAAGAUAUUAUUUGAAGACAUCACGAGAGCUAAAGCGGUUAGAGGCCAUAAAAUGCAGUCCAGUAUAUUCACACAUAUCAGAUACAAUUGCUGGCUUGGAAGUGAUACGAUCUUCUGACAUGGAGGAAAGUUUCCUGCAGGAUCUAUACAGGCAAGUCUGAGUAGUUCUUUUAUAUGGCAUUGACCAAAAAUGAAUAUUACGCUAUUUACAAUCCCAGGUAAGUAAUAUCACGGUAAAUUAUCAUAUCUACCUUUGGCUUCAAUCAAUAAAUUUAUAGCCUUCCUUAGCAUUGAGUAAUUCAAGAAAACAAGUGAAGCACCUUUCAUAGGAUUUUAGGGUCACCAAUUUCAUUUUAUUUAUACAACAAAAAGAGUGGGCACUUUAACAUUAGGCGAGUCCAGAGCUCCUUGAUGAAUAGAAAGGGUAUCAGUUAAAUAUUGCUAAUAAUUGAAUUUAUAAAUGAAAAUAUCUAUUAUUUCUACUGCGAUUUAAUGUAGCUUUGAAAACUUUUUUAGAUACCAAGACCAAAACACGCCUGCGGCUAUAAUGGUUUUAGGGUGUGGCAAGUGGUUGGGCGUCCGUUUAGAAUUACUUUGUAGUUUGCUCGUCACACUGGUAGCGGCAGGAGCUGUUCUAGCAACACAAAUACCUGGUAUUGUAUACACAAAUAAUCCAUUUAUCCGGUGUCAUUGACUUAAAGCGAACCUACAGCCAGACUGAUGCUACUAUUUCUAAUAGCCCUUGCAGGAAUGUCACUAAUUUACGCAUUAGAAACCUUGGAUGCGGCUCAAUUUGGUGUGCAGUUGACGUCAGAGACAGAGAACCUCAUGACAUCGGUUGAGAGAGUGGCAACAUUCACUCAAAUAGCUUCAGAACCCGGAUAUUCCACCCAAAAUGAACGUCCACAUUCAUGGCCGACGAAAGGAAACAUAAGUUUCAAAGACUUGUCCUUAAGAUAUACUGAAGGAAGUCAUCGUGUCUUGAAGGAUAUUACUGUUGAUAUCAGGGAUAAAGAGAAGGUUGGUUUGGUGGGGAGAACUGGAUCAGGAAAGUCUUCCGUAGUAGCAGCUCUGUUCAGGAUGCCCGAACCAGAUGGCAUGGUAAGUCUUCAAAUGUAAAUUCAGAUUAAACGCGAUUAUUGCUCGGGGCCUAAGAAUUAUCAAGUGCAAGUCGGUCUUUGGAUUUCACUGGAUAAAUUCAGACUGUAAAAUACGUUUAAGUAUAAAUAUGAUAAGUCGAGGUGGAGAUACAGUAAAAGUUCACUUCGAACAGCAUUACGGCAGUACUACAUGAUGCAGUAGUAAAUUGAUAUUUAACAAAAUCAUCGGAUAUAUCUCAAUAAAUAUUUGGGUUUUUUUAAGGUAAUGGUCGAUGGAAUAGAUCUGGAAACAUUAAAUAUUCAGGAUGCUAGGCGAACAUUUUCAGUGAUAACUCAAGAUCCUAUCCUAUUUGCGGGAAGCAUAAGAGGCAACAUGGAUCCUUUCACGAAACUCGAAGACUAUGAGAUAUGGAACGCUCUGGAAGAUGUUAAAAUAAAGCAAUGGGUACAGCUGUUACCUGGACAACUGCAAUAUAGACUUACAGAAUCUGGAAGCAACCUGAGUGCUGGAGAGAGGCAGCUGCUGUGUCUCGCGCGUGUCCUAUUACAAAAGAAUAAAAUCGUUAUCCUCGAUGAAGUAGCCGCUAAUGUAGACUUUAAGACAGAUCGUUUGAUUCAAGAAGUCAUACGAACCAAAUUGAAAGACGUCACAGUGUUGACCAUUGCCCAUAGGCUAGAGACAAUUAUCGACUAUGACCGGGUAAUGGUCAUUGAUCAAGGCCGGGUGAUUGAGUUUGAUAAACCUGGUGCGCUUUUGAACAACAGAGGAAGCUACUUUGCUGAGUUAAUGAAAAGCUAUAAUGGAACUGUUGCUUCAUAA